CUCGCACCACACUAGCCCUAGCCUCGUCCCCAGGCCGAGUUGUCUCUAAAAUAACGCUAUGUCAUGUUGGCUACUUACGUUAUUUUAGAGACAACUCUCAGUCUCUGCAGCUGCAAUGGUGCUGAGAUUUAUGAUAUGGGGCUGCAUAUUUUUGGCCUAGGCUGGAUACUUUUUGCAGUAUUCAGUUUGGACGGGAGCCUUGCAAGCUUGAUAGCCUCCAGUGAGAUACAAGCAUGCUCCAGGACCACUGCCAACUCUGAGCCUAUGUCUGCAGAGGGAGAAUCUUGCAGCCAAAAAUUUGUCGUCAGUUUAGCAGUGCAGAGCGGCCAGGGUGAAUCGGGUACUAUAUAUGCAACCAUUAAACAUGUUGAAGAAAGCAAGCCCAGUGAAGAUGGACAGUUAAUUCGUAGCAGGAAGCAACUCACGAAACCACUUCGGAUAGUCGUUACCAAAUCAGACGUCUAUGUCGCUUAUCCAUUGAAACUAUUGAAGCAAGCUGUCAAUCACGGUCCGUUUGAAGCUGCUCACAAAUGGACAGUAAAUGCGUGGGUUGGAGCGUUUAGGACGACUAAUGAUGAUGCAACUUGCGUGUGGAGUGAAUUGAAAAAAUGCCCCGGCUACCAGACAGUGAAAGAAAAUGGCUAUUGUUGUGAGCCGACAGAGGGGGAAAGAUGGCCAGAGGUUCGUGGCGAUGCAGCAUGGAACUAUAAGAGAGGCCAUGAUACCGAAUAUGCAGAGACAUCAGAAUGGACAAGAAGCAAUGUUAUGGCCAUCUGUGCCUACAACGAUCCCCUCUGGUGGCGUGUGUAUGACAUUGGUGAUCCCCAUGUGCUGUACCGCAUCAAUGUGACAGUUCAACAGUUAAGCUACAUACAGCAGACGACAGUAGAGAGUGAUUCUGAAGCAAGCGAUUCUGAAAUAAGCGAUUCUACUAAGGUUGUACCUAAAGAGGUGUGGCACACUGUUGGCUAUGCUAUUAUCGGGCCUGAGAGGAUAGGUGACAAUACUAACAGACAAAAACCAGGCACCAGCUCUGGACCUGAGAUCAAGGCCGAGUGGCAGGGGGACUUUGCUACCACAUCAUCAUUCGCUAAUCUCAAGACAAAGUAUUUCAUUUUUCCCAAUAGGAAGAUCUCCUACAGUUACUACAGCAAUCCAUUCUACAAAGAAAAGGAGAAAGAUGUCCCCAAACAAGACGUUAACUUGAUCAUUGACAAGCACAUGUUUGACUUUACUGGUGAGUCAUGCAACAAAAUAGGAGUGAGAGACGUAACCAUCAUUAAACAGCCAAACAGAUGUCUGCAGAAAACAGGAUCGUGUUUCAUAUUCACACCCAGGACAGUUCUCAAAACAGCGAGGGACUUGGAGAAGGGUGGUGUGAGGUCCCACUACUUCCCAACAUUUUAUGGUGACCAUCGAGGAUUCAUACAAACAAGCGAAGGGAUCAACCUCCUUUACCGAUCAGAUCACAUUCAUAAGAGUCUUGUCACUCUGGAGUUCACUGCAGCAUCCAUCUCAUUUGUGAACAAAUUGAGCCCUGGAAGAAUUGUUGAGGCGAUUGUAGAAGAUUUUCUUGCCCUGGCUGGAUCCAGUUCUCUCUCAGUCACUGUUCAAAACACAGGAUCCAUUACCUCCUCAUACUCAGUUUCCAUUGACGACUGCACAGAUGGAAUUAUACCUAUAGCCGAGAAGAGAAAGACUAUAACACCUCGGCAGCAAGAAACCUUUCUAUUUGAGAUCUCCUCCUCACUCAAUAUUGACUUCAGCCACAACUGCACAAUUUUACUGAGUGAUAAUAAUGGGAAGGUACUGGGCAUUAAGAUCGUGAACUUUGACACGUCAGAAGGCUGCGUGUACUGCCCUGAUGGGAUGUGCGACUGUGACUGCAAGGCUAAGAUUUUGGGCAAUCUGACAGCCAGUGUUGGAUGUUCUGCUGAGAGGAUAAUCCAACCAAUCCACAACAGCAGUGUGAUUUUCACUGCCCCGUGUUAUCACUGUUGGUUCACUGAUACUUUCAAGGACCCGUACAAAGCUCUAUUUACAAUCGUGACGUUUCUGAUGGCUCUGGGAAUGAUAAAGCUGCUCUGUUGUCACAUAUGUUGUAGGAGAACAGAUGGACGACAGUUUGACGUGGCUGGAAUCAUACUGGGAACAGCCAACUUGGAUCACACUUGGAAAAAGCAGAGAAGCUCUACACUCCACUUUCUGCUUGGGAUGUCGUUCUUUCUCUACCUGCCCCUACUGCCCUGUGUGAUCUUGCUGUGUAGAUGGAAACGGCAAAGAAAAGCCCGGAAAAGAUUGACCAUGAAAACAGAACGAAAGAAACAACGUCUCGUGCAAAAAAAGAGGGCAGCUUUACUGGCUAUGAAGGGACUUAUGAUUCAAGAGGAGAUGACGAUGGCAGAAGCCCUAAAAGUGAUGGAGGAGGGUCAAAGGGCACCGGGCAGACUAGCUCCCAUGUUGCCACCCAAAGUUUUAGUGGUGUCUUCAUCUUCUGACACUGACAAGCACGAUUUCAACUACACGAGUAGCAGUGAGGAUAUCCCAGAGAAUUUUAUGGCUGCCAUGAAAAAGAAGUCACCAUUACUGGGCCCAAGAAAAGCAGCUGGUAACGGUCGUCCCAUGGCAGGAAGAGUUACUGGCAAGAGGAAAGGUCCCAAGAAACGAGCUACUGGGCCAAUUGGAAAAUCUAACAAUCCAACCUCGAAAGAACCAAUGCAGAAGAAAAGUGGUACCGGAGGCAAACUAGGUGGCAAGCAGCCCAGACAACCCAUUGGAAAAGAGCCCAGACAACCAAUUGGAAAGCAGCCCAGACAACCCAUUGGAAAAGAGCCCAGACAACCAAUUGGAAAGCAGCCCAGACAACCCAUUGGAAAAGAACUCAGACAACCCAUUGGGAAGCAGCUCAGACCACCGAAGAAUCGCACUAACAAACCAAUGAGAGACAAAGGACCUGUGAAGAGGAGUGGUGGAGGUAAAGUAAGAGUGAGCAGUCGUCCCAAAGCAUCGAGAGGACAUGGAAACAAGAGUAGUGGACACAAAAGUGGUGGCCACAGGAGUGGUGGCCACAGGAGUGGUGGACAUAGUGGCGGACAUAGAGGCGGUGGCGGACACAAGAGUGGUGGCCAUGGAGAUGAUAAAGAUGAAGAUGACGAACACAAACGAGAUGAUAAAUUUAAAGAAGCUGAUCAUUCAAGCCGGUCCAGUGAUGAUGGGAAGCAUGAGAAACACAAACAUCACAGUGAUUCAAUCAAAUCUCUACACAGUCACAGUUCACACAGCAUCAAAUCUAAAGAUCACAAGAGCAUUGCGUCGAUAUUGAGCAGCAAACUGAGUAGCCUUCUAUCAAGCAAGAUAUCGAAGCAUUCCAGUCAUUCACACACUAAGAGCCAUUCAUCUAAAGACAGUCAUACAGGAAGCAAGCAUACGCACACAGGAAGUGAACAUACGCACAGCAGUCAUGGAAGCAAGCAUACGCACACAGAAAGCGAACAUACGCACAGCAGUCAUGGAAGCAAGCAUACGCACACAGGAAGUGAACAUACGCAUACAGGAAGUGAACAUUCGCACACAGGAAGCAAACAUACGCACAGCAGUCAUACAGGAAGUGAACAUACGCACAGCGAACAUAGCGAUGAGGACAAUCAUUUGAAUGAACACAGUGAGGAUGAACAUACUGAUGAGACCCAUGAUGAUGAUGACCACCAUGACCACCACAGCGAAGAUGAUGAUGACCACCAUGAUGAAAGCGAAGAUGAUGAUCACCAUGAGGAAGAUGAGGACGACCAUGAUGAAGAUGAGGACGACCACGAGGAAGAUGAGGACGAUCAUGAUGAAGAUGAAGAUGACCAUGACGAAGACGAGGACGAUCAUGAUGAAGAUGAGGACGAUCAUGAUGAAGAUGAGGACGAUCAUGAUGAAGAUGAGGACGAUCAUGAUGAAGAUGAGGACGAUCAUGAUGAAGAUGAGGACGAUCAUGACGAAGACGAGGACGAUCAUGAUGAAGAUGAGGACGAUCAUGACGAAGACGAGGACGAUCAUGAUGAAGAUGAGGACGAUCAUGAUGAAGAUGAGGAACAUGAUGAAAGUGAAGAUGAACACAGUGAACAUGACGAAAGUCACUCGGAUCAUUCUGACCACUCCGAUCAUCACUCUGAUCAUCAUUCCGAACACUCUGACCACUCAGAUCACCACUCUGAUCACCACUCUGAUCACCAUUCUGAUCACCACUCCGAUCACCACUCAGAUCAUUCCUCUCGCUCAUCUCAUCACAGCCUUGUUGAGGACGAUGAAAGUGACUAUUCUGAGCAUCAUUAA
This is a messenger RNA of Halichondria panicea, 4317 nucleotides long. RefSeq lists its product as uncharacterized. Lineage: Eukaryota; Metazoa; Porifera; Demospongiae; Suberitida; Halichondriidae. The record is from RefSeq and is a predicted model, not a curated record. Bases 64 to 4317 code for a protein of 1417 amino acids. The transcript is spliced from 17 exons.